CGUGACGUCACGGGAGCGCCCGAGCAGCGGGGGAAGCCACCAGUGGUAGAGGCUGGCGAAGACGGAAAAAAAGAGCGGAGAGAGAGACAGACAGAAGACAAGAGGAAGACAGCGACGCUGGUCUCACCUCAGCUGACCGUCUGUGCCGAUACCGACCGUCAGUGACCGCUGCAGAAGGAAGACAUGUAGAGGAGCGACGUUACUGCUUCACUAACUGCCUUUUCAACACUGACGCUUAUUUCACAACCGAGGACAGGGACGUUAACAGCCGCAGUGAUUCCAUCACCCCAGGCCUUGUGGAAUAACUGGUUAUUUGCAGGGAUAGCCUGUUUAUUACCGUUUUCCAAACAAAGCCCAUGGAUUUCACUGAGGGGUCUGGAAAAGCCUUGAUCACAGCCAUGUCAACGCUGCAUCAGAAUGUUUUAAGUCAAGAAGCCUGACAUUAGACAACUCUAGUAUUUCAUCAACUCAGUUUUUCUCAGGAUAUUUGAUUCACCCCAAUUAAUAAUUUGACCCUGAUUUUCUCCCUAUUAUUCACCACCACAUUGUCUCACCAUGUACGGUAGUUCGCGUUCCAUCUCAAAGCUGGAUGUUGUUGGAUCCAAUGGUAACGGUUCAGUUUCUGGGAGUCCGGGUCGCUCCCCGCGCCUUCCUCGCUCCCCGCACCUUGGACACAGGAGGAACAGUGGCAACAGCUCCACCGGCGGACUAACAGGCUCUGGUAAAACUCUGUCCAUGGAGAAUAUUCAGUCUAUUAACGCUGCCUACGCCACCGGGGGUCCCAUGUACUUCUCGGACACAGCUGAUGACCCGGUCGGGAUUGGGAGUCUGGGCAGUGGGCUGAAUCCCACGGUGCCUAAAACCACUAUGACCUUGGGGAGGGCCGGGGCCAGGGUUCCCUACGGCUUGAGGACAGCUGUUAUGGGGAGCAAUCCAAAUAUAAACACUGGAGGAGUGGUCAUGCCCAAUGAUGCUAUAGCCUUUGGAGAAGUUCAGAACCAGCCUCCACAGGCAGCUACUGUGCCACACUCCAUGAGACAGGUGAGAGACGGCGCCAUGUCAGACCUACAGACGCAGCUAAGAGAAGUGCUGAGAGAAAACGAACUGCUACGCAGAGAACUGGAGGCGAAAGAAUCCAAGCUGAGCUCCUCCAUGAACUCCAUUAAGACGUUCUGGAGUCCAGAACUGAAGAAAGAGAGGGCGCUCAGGAAGGAUGAAGCCACAAAGAUGGCCGUCUGGAAGGAACAAUACAAAGUGGUGCAGGAGGAAACACAGCAUUUCCAGUGCACCAUCCAGGCGUUACAGGAUGAGCUCCGAAUCCAGCGAGAUCUCAACCAGCUCUUUCAGUCCGAUUUCCCGGAGUCCGGGCACCUGGGGAACCAGGCCCUCCCCCCUCAGGAAAUGACCGAGGAGAACUUCCUGCGUCUCCACAGCGAGUAUGAGCGGCAGGUGAAAGAGCUCUUCCUCCUGAGGAAGACUGUGGAAGAGAUGGAGCUAAGGAUAGACACACAGAAACACACACUCACAGCCAGGGAUGAGUCAAUAAAGAAAUUACUGGAAAUGCUGCAGAGUAAAGGCCUGUCGUCACGGGCAACAGAAGAAGACCAUGAGCGUACGAGGAGACUGGCUGAUGCUGAGAUGACCAUCCAUCAACUGGAGGGCCUGCUGGAGCGGAAAGACAAAGAGGUGUUACAACUCAGAGAGGAGCUGCACAGGAGGUAUGAAGCAGCUCCAGAGUCAACGAAGACUAAGGCCCUGCAGACAGUCAUUGAAAUGAAGGAUGCAAAGAUCAGCUCACUGGAGCGUGGCAUGAGGGAACUGGAGGAGGAAGUAAACAUGCUCAAGUCCAACGGUGCUCUGAGCAGCGAGGAGAGGGAGGAGGAGAUCAAACAGAUGGAGGUCUACAGAUCCCACUCCAAGUUCAUGAAGAACAAGGUUGAGCAGCUGAAGGAAGAGCUAAGUCACAGCCAAUCAGAGAAGGAGGAGCUAAGGCAACGAGCCAGUGAGCUUCAGCGGGAGGUGUCAGCAAUGGAUCAGGCAAAGCAGGACCUGGGUCGUAAGGACAGCGAGCUGCUGGCUCUCAGGACCAAACUGGACACUCUGAACAACCAGUUUUCUGACAGUAAGCAACACGUGGACGUCCUCAAAGAGUCGCUCACUGCUAAAGAACAGAGAGCUGCUAUACUGCAGACGGAGGUGGACGCCUUACGCCUCCGACUGGAAGAAAAGGAGUCUCUCUUGUCCAAGAAGAGUCAGCAAAUAUCAGAGGUGUCAGAGGAGAAAAGCACUCAGCAAGGAGAGAUCAGCGACCUCAAGGACAUGCUGGACGUCAAGGAACGCAAAGUUAACGUCCUGCAGAAGAAGAUAGAGAACCUCCAGGAUCAGCUGAGGGAUAAAGAGAAACAGCUCGGUGGUCUGAAAGACAGAGUCAAGUCUUUACAGACGGACACGUCCAACACUGACACAGCACUGGGAACACUGGAGGAGGCUCUGGCUGAGAAGGAGCGAAUCAUUGAGCGCUUGAAGGAGCAGCGAGAGAGGGAGGAGAGAGAAAAGGGAGAGGAGAUGGAGUCCAGCAAGAAGGAGCUGAGGGAGUUGAGGCAGAAGGUUUCUCAGCUGCAGGCUGACCUGGCUGACCGUGAGACAACGGUGUUGGACCUGAAGGAGAAGGCGUCAUCGCUGGCUUCUUCCACUCUGAAGAAGGACAACAGGCUGAAGACUCUGGAGAUCAGUCUGGAGCAGAAGAGGGAGGAGUGUGUCAAACUGGAGAACCAGGUUAAAAAGGCCCACAGUGCUGCAGCGGACUCGAGGGCUGACGCUGAACUCUCCGAACGCAUCUCCUGCCUGGAGCAUGAAGUGACCCAGCACAAAGAGGAUGCUGGGAAGGCCCAGACCGAGGUGGAACGGCUGCUGGAGAUCCUGAGGGAGAUGGAGAACGAAAAGAAUGACAAGGAGAAAAAGAUCCACGAACUGGAGAGUCUUGCCUCAAGGCAGAUGAAGGACCAGUCGAAGAAGGUGGCCAACCUGAAACACAAGGAGCAGCUGGAGAAGAGCAAGAACGCUCAGAUGAUGGAGGAGGCCAAGAAGAGAGAGGAUAACCUGAACGAGAGCUCCCAGCAGAUUAAGGAUUCUCUCCGUCUGAAGGAGGAGCGCAUCGAAGAGCUGGAGGAGGCGCUGAGGGAGAGCGUUCAGAUCACAACAGAGCGAGAGCUGGUGCUGGCCCAAGAGGAGCAUGCUCGCACACAGUCUGAGAGACAGCUCUCUCAUAUUCCAAUGCAUGAGUUCACCACAGCCAGCUUUAGGUGGUCAAAGGUGGAGGACCUGCUGGUUGCCAUGGAUAGAGUGAAACAGGAACUGGAGGUGAUGAAAGCCAAGCUGUCGUCGACUCAACUCUCACUGGCUGAAAAGGAAGGUCACCUGACCGCCCUGCGGGCUGAGAGGCGGAAGCACCUGGAGGAGCUGCUGGAGAUGAAGCAAGAGGCGCUGCUGGCAGCCAUAAGUGAGAAGGACGCCAACAUUGCCCUGCUGGAGCUCUCCUCGUCCAAGAAGAAGAAAACACAGGACGAGGUGGCAACUCUAAAAAGGGAAAAGGACAGUUUGGUUCAGCAGCUCAAACAGCAGACUCAGAACCGGAUGAAGCUGAUGGCAGACAACUACGAGGACGAUCAUCUCAAGGUCUCGUCUCCAAACUCAGAGCUGCCCAAUAAUCACAAACCCUCCCCAGAUCAGAUUCUCUCUCCCCUCCUGGAUCUCACUCAGAAUCGCAGUAAACUGAAGCUGUACAUCAGUCACCUUACCUCACUGUGUCAGGAGCGAGACCCAGUCAUAUUGCAGGACUUUGCCCCGCCUCCCGCCUAUCACCGCACUGACCCCGCCUCCUGGCAUACCCAGCUGCACAGCAUGACACAGGAACAGUUGGAGGCGGAGUUGGAGCUGUGCGAGAGGGAGGGGGCGGAGCUCCAGGAGUACGCCAAUCAGAUCCUGCAGCAGAUCGCCGACAGGUGCCCGGACAUUUUGGAACAAGUCGUCAACGCGCUGGAGGACAGCUCCUGACACACACACACACACACACACACACACACACACUGAGCGUAAAUGAGGGUAAACAUCAGUAGAAUCACAGUGUUGGACAUGAGCUCUUCUUCUCUCACCUGCUUUGCUCUCACCUUAGUUUCACGGAGGAGACCACAGAGCUUUGUCGACGCACUAAUUAAUGAAUGACAAAUGUCAAGCCUUCACCCUCUCACAGCGGCCAUGUUGUGUGUGACUUUGUAUGUAUUUGAACGUGUGUGUGUGGUGUUUGCUUAGAUUCUUCUUCCUGAUGUCCGACUCUCUCACACACACGCACACACACUCCUGUCACAUCACUCGACCGGUUCCGACUGGUUUAUUUCUGCUGCCUUUUUUUUUUUGUUUUGUGUCUGUACAUCAUUUGCUGCUAUCGUUCUUAUUAUGUUUUUAUCCAAUGAAACGUCGCGCCUUGCAUUUCUGAUGUAAAUUGUAAAGAAGAGAGAGAGAAGUUUUAAUUAAACAGAAACACGGGCUCCGUCGUCGGGAGGAGGAACAUGACACGUCUCAUGUAUUAACAACUCAAAAGCCACAUGCGACAAUAAAUCUCGCAGCACUCCCUUUACGAAAACACGGCGGUGUCGAUGGACUCGUGUUUGUCUUUAAAGUAAGAAAAACAACGCGUUCUGCUCAGUUUGGUUCAGAUGAACUCUCCCUCACACACUCUCUGACAAUCCCUUUAGAGUUAACAUCAGGAGGAGUCUGCACUUUCUUUCUUUCCCCCUUUUAUUAAAACAUCGUAUGGUUUUCUUGGGAGGGAGGGACUAUAAAGUAAUUGUUACAUAUAUGUUUUUGUUUUUUUUUUUGCCUUUGGUAAUAUGAAAUAAUCUUGUUUCAUUGGAAAUAUUGUCUUCUGCUGGUUGAUAGGUUACAUUAUGUGUCUGAUUUGCAGGAAAAUGACAAGUCUAGCGUACUUACAGGGUUCUGUGUUCACCGGCGACGUCUGUGUUCUUGUUGUUUACAGUUGAAAUGACGUCGGAGUGCAUGUUUCCCACAGUGUGGCGGCCUCAGCAUGGACGGAUGUGCUCGCACCGGAGUCAAAGCUUCUCCACGUGGGGGGGUUUUAUGGUCCUGGUGGACACAGAACCCAAAGACAGGGAUUUACACACAUUUCAAUCUGAUCUCACACAGAACUCAGCUUUUAUUUCAGAACCUUUUUUUUUUUUUACGAGUCACGUUUGUGUAACAUUUGACAAAUGAAGGUUAUUUUAUUUUGUUGGGGUGGGGGGGAUGAAACUCUGGUCAGGAAUGAGCUUGUGCUGUAAAUCCAGUGUUCAGUUGUGUGUUUUAUACUGAUAAUGUUUCAUCUGUGGGGGAAUGAGGAUGACUGGAAACUCACCGUGACUUUGUUUUGGAUUUAAAACUGAAAUAAGAGAAUGGAAUAAAAUAUGAAUUUAUCUUUAUUCUUUGAGGAGGGGGUCGACUUUUAUUUA
This is a messenger RNA of Solea senegalensis (Senegalese sole), 5501 nucleotides long. Its product is annotated as ELKS/Rab6-interacting/CAST family member 1-like. Bases 556 to 4053 code for a protein of 1165 amino acids. Gene Ontology annotation, cellular component: cytoskeleton of presynaptic active zone. NCBI's taxonomy places the organism in Eukaryota, Metazoa, Chordata, Actinopteri, Pleuronectiformes, Soleidae. Gene Ontology annotation, molecular function: structural constituent of presynaptic active zone. The transcript has 24 exons. The record is from RefSeq and is a predicted model, not a curated record. Gene Ontology annotation, biological process: neuromuscular synaptic transmission; regulation of synaptic plasticity; maintenance of presynaptic active zone structure.